CAACAGCAAAUGCUAGCACUGGUCUGUAUAUGUUGGGAAAGUGUCUGGUAAGUUCUUGAGAUUCCCACUGGUGACAUUUUUUUUUUCAGGCAUCGCGGAAAAAAAAAAAGGAUCAUCGCGCUUAACCCAAAACCUCGAUUUCCUUAAUAGGAUAGAAAAUGUCAGAAGUGUCGGACAAUCCAAGGGCAAAUGCUCAUCUCAUCUCAGCAAGUAGUUGGGUGGCAAUACAACUCGAUAUUCAUUACAUUACAAUUAUCUCUUUCUCUCAACAAUUAGCAGUUCCAGUUUUUCAGACUUUAAAUUUCAGAUCAGAACGUGAUGGUGCGUGGCACCAGCACCGGGUCUGGCUCUGAUUCCGGUCAGAACAUACCUUCUCUUGUGUAGUCAACUGAAGCUUGUGGUUGCAAUUAUACACGGGAAUUGAUAAUUGUUGAGAAAGAGAGAGGAGAAGGAGAAGAAGAGAGAAAGAAAGAAAGAAAAAGGGAAAAUAAAAGAAAAUAAAAU
Molecule: messenger RNA, 504 nt
Organism: Spathaspora passalidarum NRRL Y-27907
Lineage: Eukaryota; Fungi; Ascomycota; Pichiomycetes; Serinales; Debaryomycetaceae
Exons: 1
Coding region: 159-353 (64 amino acids)
Source: RefSeq, a predicted model, not a curated record